CCGGUGCCCCACGAUGAUACGUUCCUGAUUGUAACGUAACGGAGUGUUGCAUUCAAAGACCGCGGUGACGGGGCCCCCACCUGUUUCAGAAACCAAGUAAGUUGAUCGGGCUGCCUACAACCAAGGGGAAAUAUCGUAGGCGCGGCAGUUUUCUGACGCUGCUCCUCCAUCAAAGAAGCCCAUGAAACAAACGGGGGCUUUCCCUUUUUUCCUCUAAAAUAAAUAUAACAAAAAUAUAGAGAACCGAAAUAAGAGAGAGUCAGUGUGUGUAUGUGUGUGCCUUUGGUUUCUUUCAUUGCCCCUAAACACGAUCGAUAAUUUCAAAGCAACCCCCGGAAAACGCAGUUCGCGACCCCUAUAAAUGUUUCGCUAUUAACAUUUCAAAACGGAAGCGUUCAGCAGGUCCAGGAACGAUUGGAGGAUCCUCCAGCACCUCUAGAGCCAAUUUGCUCUGACAUUUGUGACAUUGUUGAUGAGAUACGUCACAAAUAUCUCUAUUCAUAUAAAUCAAACGAAAGGGAAUUAAAUGCCCUAUUAAAAAAUCUACAUCUCAAAGCACUAUUGGAGACACACGACGCAAUAGCAAAACUUCGCGAUUCACCGCAAAGUCCAAAUCCACGAUUUUCAAUAAUGCCAGCUGACGAAAGAACGGAAGCUGUCCGAAUGGUUGGACUGAGAAGGCAGCCCGACGAACCAUUGGGACUGACAGUUCAAGUAGACGAGUCGGGAAAUUUAAUAAUCGCCAGGAUAUUGGGCGGAAGUACAGCAGCAAAACAAGGUCUUCUGAGGAUAGGCGAAGUUAUUCUUGAAGUUAAUGGAAAAGCAGUUCAUACACCAGAUGAACUUCAACAGGCCAUAAUGGAAGCCAAUGACAACCUCUCACUAAAAUUGGCUCCAGGAAUCGCGUCAGAGGGAAAUAAACCCGCGAGAUCAACAUGCUACAUGAGGGCCUUGUUCGACUACUAUCCACAGGAAGAUACAUUGCUUCCUUGCAUGGAAAUAGGACUCGCAUUUCAGAAAGGUGACAUUCUCCAAAUCGUUGAUCAGGCCGAUCCAAAUUGGUGGCAAGCGAGAAGAGUUGAGGGCGAAGGUGUAGGACCACCGGGACUUAUUCCAUCGCUUGAACUUGAAGAGAGACGAAAAGCAUUUGUACCGCCGGAAGCUGAUUUUGUUCAUAAAAUCAGUAUUUGCGGAACGAGAAUUUCAAAGAAGAAAAAACGCAAGAUGUACGAAUCAAAAGCAAAUGGAGAAUUUGAUGGAGCUGAAUUACUUCUCUAUGAGGAAGUCGCGAGAAUGCCGCCAUUCAGGCGUAAAACUCUCGCUCUAGUCGGACCGCGUGGCGUUGGAAGAAGAACUUUGAAAAAUAGGCUAAUCAACAGUGAUCCUGAAAAGUUUGGCACAAUUGUACCUUAUACAUCUCGACAACCUCGAGUACUGGAAGAAAGUGGAAAAAGCUACUGGUUCACUGAUCGAGAGGGAAUGGAAAUUGACAUCAGGGAACACAGAUAUCUGGAGCAUGGCGAACAUGGUGGUCAUUUAUACGGAACAAAAUUAGAUUCAGUACGAGAUUUAAUAAGAGCGGGAAAAAUGUGCGUUUUGGAUUGCAGUCCAGCAGCACUAAAAAUUCUUCACAACAGUACAGAAUUUAUGCCAUACGUUAUAUUUGUCGCCGCUCCUGGUAUGGAGCAACUCAAAAGUUUAUACGAUCUUGGAAGAUCAACUGGAGCCAGUAAUCGCAAUUUAACGUUCGACCGACAGAGCUCCAUCAGGUACAGUUCCAGAAGAGCGAGAACUUUGGAAUCACUCGCCUCAUUGUACGAGGAAGAUGAUUUAAAAUCGACUCUGGAAGAAUCGGCUGCCUUACAAAGAGCUUAUGAAAAAUAUAUUGAUCUAGUUAUCGUGAAUGAAGACUUUGAUAACACGUUCCGACAAGUUAUUGAAGCCUUAAACACCCUGGCGACCGAACACCAAUGGGUACCAGUCAACUGGAUUUAUUAAUUCACCAACAACAACAAUAACAAGAAAAAAUCUCUGCCAGAUAGUAAUUACGUCUCGUCAAAUUUAUACGAAAGAAAAAUUACAUUAUCAACAUUUUUUGCGAACAAAAGCAAAAAUACUAUACCAUAGAAGAGAAAGAAAUCCGUUUCGUAAAAAGCUAUUAAAAUACUAAAAUCGAAAAAAUAAUUACAGAGCUUCAAAUUUUAAAAAGGGAUCCAGAAUUUUUUUUUAUUUUCUAUUGUGACAAGACAGCAGCGAGUUAAAGAGUAGCAUUUACGUUAGUUUGUUAGUACCUUUUUUUAUCAACCCGUUUAUGACGCAAAGAUAUUAUUACAAUAAGUAAUCACAAGUAGAAAAUAUUUUUCAAUUCUUAUUCAGAGAGAUAAAAAUUCUUCUUAAAAAUUUAAGCAAACGAAAAUAACAAUUAUUCAAAAAAUUCAAAUUACUAAGAAGAAAAAAUUUACUUUACUUUUAUACCAAAAAUUAUUUUUCCUUCUCUUUAAGAUAAAAGAAAAAAACGGGUUGAGAGCAUUAGACGGCCGUCCAAUUAUUUUGUAAGAUGUUUUUAAAUGUUUAUUUAAUUUUAGCUGUUCAAAGAGCAGUUUUUUAAUUUGAGAUUUCUAUUUUUUUCAAACUAUAUAAAUAUUAUUUCUUUUUAUUCACAUUAUAUUUUUUUUGGCACAUAGUGCCUUAAAGUCUUGUGAAGUCUUUAUUAUUAUGUGCGGGACAUCCCCCAAUAAAAAUUGCGAGUAUUCUAAAAUAGAAUAACAAUUUUUACAAUACAUUUGCGAAUUACACGAUUUUCUUUAAGAAAUCCGUAUAUUAGCAGAAAGAAAAAAAAGAGACAAAAAAUGCAAAAAUUACGAAGAAAACAUUUGAAAAAUUAAAUAUUGUAAUACGUAUUUGUACAUUGUACAACCUGUACAUCGAUACGAGAUGUGAUCUCGCUUCAAUCAGUGAUACACAGAGUGAAUAAAGUUUAUGAAACAUUUGUUACGAA
Leptopilina heterotoma is the source of this 2998-nucleotide messenger RNA. RefSeq names its product MAGUK p55 subfamily member 2 (gene vari). Gene Ontology annotation, cellular component: plasma membrane; cell-cell junction. The record is from RefSeq and is a predicted model, not a curated record. Bases 631 to 1998 code for a protein of 455 amino acids. Lineage: Eukaryota; Metazoa; Arthropoda; Insecta; Hymenoptera; Figitidae. Gene Ontology annotation, molecular function: protein binding. The transcript is spliced from 7 exons.